GAGGCACUGCACACCCUUUCAUGCCCCAUCGCUGCCUCUUUACUAGACCAAGGUGUGUUAGGACCACACCCUGAAACCUCUUUAAGAACCCACCCUCUCUCCAAUUCUAAACCAAGUCACACUCACAAUCAAGUUCAAAGCAAUAAGUUUAAGCUCUAGAGAAAAGGGAAAAAGGAGAACAACCCAUUUUUCCAUUUCCAAGAGAUUUUGAGUUAAGAAAAGUUAAGUGAAGAAACUAUGAAGAUGGGUAGUGUUACCAUUGGAGGCUCAAAGAGGAGGAUAUCAUCAUCAAACAGAGGAUUUGGAGGAGUCCUCAGAGAGCAGAAAGCAAGGCUUUACAUAAUAAGAAGGUGUGUUGUCAUGCUCCUUUGUUGGCAUGAUUAGGGAGUGAAGACUUGGCUUCCAAGACUCCAAGCUUAAUUUCCAUAUCCAUGGAAACAUGGCUUCUUUUUCUGUUUCUUUCCUUCUCUCAAUUUUCUUUCUCCCUCUGAUCAUGGUGGAGUGUAAAUAUAGAAAGAGCGGGAUAUCAUGGGAGAGAGUAUAACAAGUUUUGUAAGGGUUGCUGGCCUUCAUGGCCUAGUUAUAUGUACAUCAGAAUAGCGUGGAUUAUAAUGAUAACUAUAUCAGAAAAUCACAUCUCCAAGGUCCAUUUU
Lotus japonicus is the source of this 653-nucleotide messenger RNA. RefSeq names its product small polypeptide DEVIL 4-like. Gene Ontology annotation, biological process: negative regulation of cell population proliferation. The coding region runs from base 238 to 384 and encodes 48 amino acids. Lineage: Eukaryota; Viridiplantae; Streptophyta; Magnoliopsida; Fabales; Fabaceae. The transcript has a single exon. The record is from RefSeq and is a predicted model, not a curated record.